UUUAGAAGUCCGUGCAACGUGAAUGCCUCGAUCGGAAAGCAACCGAUCGUAACUUUCUCAACCGGUAUAUAUACCCCAGUGGCAGUAGAGGAGCGAUCGAAACUAAUAUGGCGACCAAAUGCUUUUAUGAAUUCAUGUCAGCUUUAAGCAUUUGCACAAUCGUGACAGAUGAUGUGUUAUUUAGCAAACAAUAACAACCACCAGUUUUAACGCGGACAUACAUGUACGCUAUGAGGUUCGUUGCUCUUCCUUCCUCGAUAUUCAUGAAAAGGGUGCUUCUCCGCUGAGAGACCUUGCAGUUGAUAGUCGCACAACUUACACUUACAAUCAGUCGAUACAGGAGUUUCAGCAGUCUAUUGCAGGGGUUAUUGAGGAUAGGUUGUUAGACAGGGUUAGGGAAUCAGGCUUCUUUAGUGUCAUGAUAGAUGAGUCCUCUGAUGUUUCAGUUCAUCAAAACUUAGUGUUGUACAUUAGGUACUUAGAGGAGUCUUUGGGUAGGUUAGAUGCAAAAACUACCUUCAUGGGUAUUAGGCAGCUAGCCUCAGCAAAUUCAAAUAGCAUUAGGGAAGAGGUUGUCAAGAUUUUGUCAGAUAAGGGCUUAGAAAUUUCAAACCUUGUAGGCAUAGCUACUGGUGUAGUUAAGCAGUUGAAGGAUCUCUCCCCCUCUCUUCUCUCUACGCACUGUAUUGCCCAUAGGUUAGCCCUUAGUUGUGGUGGUGCUGCUGAUCAGAUUCCCUAUCUUGUGAAGUUUCAGGAAAUUCUCAACUCUCUUUACAAGUACUUCCACAACUCUCCUAAGAACACUGCCAAACUUGAGUCUAUUCAAUCUAUUCUAAACUCUAGUUCUCUCAAGAUGAAGGAGGUUUUUCACACUAGGUGGUUGAGUUUUGAAGGUGCUGUUGAUGCUGUUGUCAAGACCUAUCCCUCAUUGCUAUCUGUUUUCCUUGAGGAGAAAUCUGACAUUGACUUCUCCUCUGUCAAUCCUCUUCUGCAUUCCACAGUUUCUGUUCUAGAGAGGUUAAGGGAUUCUAAAGAUGGAAAUGUCCUGUCUUCUUUCCUACAGCAAGCUCCUUCUUCUCCAUCUUUUGACUCCUCUGGACUCUGUACUUUUGAUUUCAAAGGUCACUGUAUUAGAGAUAGUUCAAAGAAGAGGGCUGAGGCUGUUUCAGCAUGUGAGAAGUUUAUUUCAGGUGUCAUUGCUAACUUAAGGGAUAGGUUUGUUAGUGAAGGGGAUGGUAAGGUCAUGUCAGCUUUGUGUUCUAUCUUUGAUCCUUCUUUCAUUUCUUCCACAAUUCCUCCUUCUCAGGAGACUUUGACUACUCUCUCUGAUUUCCUACAGAAGUGUUCUUUUUCAAAUUCAGAGGAUUUAUGUUCAGAAGUAGUUGGGUUUCGUGAAUUUGUUAGGCAUGUAGGUAGUAGUGCAGGAUUGACCUCAGUUAAGGAUAUAGCUCAGUUUAGUUUUAGGCAUAGUUCAGUGUACCCAGUGGUAGGAUAUCUAGGUAGGAGACUGUUGGUUCUUCCUGUAUCGACUGUUGACUGUGAGAGGGGCUUCUCCAGACAGAACCUCAUCAAAACAGACCUGCACAACUCAUUGAAGAUAGAGUCCCUAUCCAACAUUAUGAUGAUAGCCAUAGAGGGACCCACAUCAGAAUCUUUCCCAUUUGAGGAUGCCUUCAACAAGUGGGCCAGUGUGAAGACAAGAAGGAUAUUGUGAACAGUGAAAUGUGACUGAUGUGAUUACCAAUUGGACUUUUCAUAGACUUUCUUAAUCUUAACUGUGAAAUGUGUGACUUUGGUGUGUUAUUUAUUGACUAUUUCCUUUUGUUGUGCUAUGAGUUUAUGAAUGAGAUUAAUAAAUAAAAUUAUUUAUCUUCA
Molecule: messenger RNA, 1875 nt
Organism: Magallana angulata
Lineage: Eukaryota; Metazoa; Mollusca; Bivalvia; Ostreida; Ostreidae
Product: zinc finger protein 862-like
Exons: 3
Coding region: 419-1714 (431 amino acids)
Molecular function (GO): protein dimerization activity
Source: RefSeq, a predicted model, not a curated record